Molecule: messenger RNA, 2975 nt
Organism: Loxodonta africana (African savanna elephant)
Lineage: Eukaryota; Metazoa; Chordata; Mammalia; Proboscidea; Elephantidae
Gene: ARHGEF38
Product: Rho guanine nucleotide exchange factor 38
Exons: 13
Coding region: 40-2517 (825 amino acids)
Cellular component (GO): cytoplasm
Molecular function (GO): protein binding; guanyl-nucleotide exchange factor activity
Source: RefSeq, a predicted model, not a curated record
CCAUUGCUUGGAAGCCUCUAAAGCUUGUCUUGACCUCAGAUGGAGCCCAAAGAAGCUACUGGGAAAGAAAACAUGGGCUCCAAGAGAAAGAAUCUGACCUUCUUGAGGCCCAGACUCUAUAUGCUGGAGAGAAGGAAGACUGACACCGUGGUUGAGAACAGUGUUUCUGGGGACCACUCUGGCACCUUGAGGAGGAGCCAGUCUGACAGGACGGAAUACAACCAGAAAUUACAAGAAAAGAUGACUCCACAGGCCGGGUGUUCUGCAGCUGAGACCCCAACCCAGGAAGAAGAGCAUCAGAUGAGGAGAAUGAUGGCAAAGCGGUCAAAAAUCAUCAAGGAGCUGAUACAGACAGAAAAGGACUAUCUCAAUGACCUAGAGCUGUGUCUUAGGGAAGUGGUUCAGCCUCUGAGAAAUAAACAGAUUGAUAGGCUGGAUGUGGAUAGCUUGUUUAGCAACAUUGAAUCCGUGCAUCAGAUAUCAGCCAAGCUGCUCUCCUUGUUGGAUGAGGCCACAACAGACGUGGAACCAGCCGUGCAAGUAAUCGGAGAAGUAUUCUUGCAGAUUAAAAGCCCAUUGGAAGAUAUUUAUAAAAUCUACUGCUAUCAUCAUGAUGAAGCCCACAGUAUACUGGAGUCCUAUGAAAAGGAAGAAGAGCUGAAGCAACAUUUGAGCCAGUGUAUCCAGUCCUUAAAGAAAAUAUACAUGGAAGAAGGUAAACCGAACUUAUUGGACAUGGGCUCUUUGAUGAUCAAACCAAUUCAGCGUGUGAUGAAAUACCCCUUAUUACUGUGUGAACUUCGGAACUCUACCCCUCCUUCUCACCCAGAUUACAGAGCACUGGAGGAUGCCUUUGCUGCUGUGAGAGACAUUAACGUAAACAUCAAUGAACUUAAAAGAAGGAAAGAUUUAGUUCUAAAAUAUAAGAAGAGUGAUGAGGAUGGAUCACUUAAAGACAAACUGUCUAAACUAAGUAUUCAUUCAAUUAGCAAGAAAUCAAAAAGAAUGACAAAUCAUCUAAAGAUUCUGACCAGAGGAGAAUCACAGGUGAAAGACAACACCUUUAACAGAGAAGAAAAGCUGUUUAGAUGUUUAGAAAAGACUAUUAGGCAUUGUGUGAAGAACAUUUCACUCUGUCUUCAACACAUACAGGAUGCCAUGCUCUUGCCUCUGCAGAGUGUAAUGGAGCUUCAGGAAAUUUCGUACAAUAAAGAUGAGGAAGAGGUUGGCUAUUCAGAGACCCCAAGUAAUGCCCCAAAUCCCUAUGAUGACUUUGCAGCUCACUUACAGAGGCUUGUCCUGGCUCCCCUGUCAGCCCUGCUGUCCUUAUUCCCGGGGCCUCAGAAGCUCAUCCAGAAACGCUAUGACAAACUGCUGGAUUAUAACAGCUACCUGCAGCGGUCAGCAGGAGAUGAGUCAGACUUGGCCAAAAAGGAGUAUGAGGCCCUCAAUGCCCAGCUUGUCGAGGAGCUCCAGGUGUUCAACCAGGCUGCUCGGAAGAUUCUGUUUAACUGUCUGUACAGUUUCAUCACCCUCCUCAGGGACCUGAUGCUUGUGGCGCAGCGGGCGUAUUCUACAGUGGUGCCGGUGCCACUCUUGGCGACAAGCAUCUCUGAGAUUCAGAAUAGAGUGUUAGAAGAGAUUCACAAUCUGAAUUUUGUGAAAGACAACAGUGCCACCUUUAUUGAGAGGAAGCUGAGUUUUGAAAAGAAGAAACCUGUACAAAUUCUGCCAGAAUUGCCACGCCAAACUGACACUCACCGCUCCAAACUUCUAUCCACGUACAGCGCAGAAGCACUAUACCAAGCUAAGCGCAAGUGCAAUGCUACACAGGAAUAUGACAUUAAUCUUCUGGAAGGGGAGUUAGUGGCUGUGAUGGAACAGAAAGACCCGCUGGGGAGUACAAGCAGGUGGCUCGUUGACACAGGAAGUAAGUAUUUUUGCAUGAGAUUCACAGAACUACCCAUCUUCAAGUUGAGAUUUUCCCAGGGGUCUCUGUGUGCCUCUUUAAGCACAAAUAUUUGGAAGGCUACACACAUGACCUUGGGUUUUUUUUUUUUUUCCUUUCCAGUUGUAAAAGGAUAUGUGUAUUCCUCCUUCCUAAAACCCUACAAUCCAGCAAAAGUGCAGAAAGUGGAUGCUGAAAACAGGUUCUGUGAUGAUGAUUUUGAUAACAUCAGCCUCUUUGUAUCUUCACGGCCAGUUAGUGACAGUGUCACAGGUACCCCAGAAGGCAGCAUAAGUGACAGCAGCUCAUCUCUUAGUGGCACAUGUGGAAAGUGUGAAGUAAAUGGCACUGACACUGACAGUUUUCAAGAGGUAGAUGAACAGAUUUUCUAUGCUGUUCAUGCCUUCCAAGCACGGAGUGACCAUGAACUCAGCCUUCAGGAGUACCAAAGAGUCCAUAUACUUAGAUUUUGUGACCUAAGUGGCAAUAAAGAGUGGUGGUUAGCUGAAGCUCAAGGACAGAAAGGAUAUGUGCCUGCUAACUACCUUGGGAAGAUGACUUAUGCUUAAAAAAAUAAGCCUUUGACUUUUAUUUUCUGCCAAGCUGUUGACUACCUCAUACAACUGACAUUACAAAAAGUAGACCCAGGAAGCAAGAAACCUCCCAGCUGCAUGAACUGAUACUGUUUCAGGUUUUAAGGAAAAUGGUGCCUCCUAACAAGAUUAUUUCAUGAAUGUAUUAAGAAGGAUACACACCGAAGGAAACACAAAGUUAACAGAAAUAGCAACACAGCCACGCUCCAACUACCAACUGCUUAAAAGUAGACAUCUUUUGAAAGACUUAAAUGUUACCUUUUAUCAUCACGAAAGGCUGGUUCUAAGGAUAAGGUUUUUUAAUUUACUAUAUUAUUUUGCCUCAAGUGUUUUUGUUCUUUCUCUCUUGUGUGUAUACACACUCACACAUAUGGUAUAUAUAUAUAUCUAUAUAAUGAGAUACCUUAUACAUAUGUGUGCAUAAACCAGGGAGG